This is a messenger RNA of Plenodomus lingam JN3, 2772 nucleotides long. RefSeq lists its product as uncharacterized. The record is from RefSeq and is a predicted model, not a curated record. Gene Ontology annotation, biological process: maturation of SSU-rRNA. Lineage: Eukaryota; Fungi; Ascomycota; Dothideomycetes; Pleosporales; Leptosphaeriaceae. Gene Ontology annotation, cellular component: small-subunit processome; Noc4p-Nop14p complex; nucleolus.
AUGUUGGGUGUCAUGAUCGGUAGUGGUAGAUCAUGGUCAACCGCGAUGAUGGCGCCAGCCGCAUGUGGGGCAGGCGCACCUGCAGGGCUGCGCCGUAUCACGCUAGCCAGGGUCCUCCCAUGCUUGUUGCCAAGAUUUCGAAAUAAUUUCAGCGACUUGCCAUUUCAAGUCCUCCACGAGCUUUUCCUGCCGCCAUACUCGACAUCUCCACACGCCCUUUGCGGCUCCACAAAUCUCACUCUCAGGAUGCCGCCCUCUCAGCUCAAGCGGCUGAAGGCCUCACUCCGUGAACAGGGCAUCACCGGGCCCCAAAAGUCCAAGAAACAGAAGAAAGCGCAGUCGAAAAACGCGGACCACCGCGCCAAAAAGGCGACUGCGCUCGCCUCGAUUCGCGAAUCAUUCAAUCCAUUUGAAUUCAAGCACCUUGCGCGUCCAAAAAAGUUCGCCUACGUCUCUACACAGCCUGAAAAUGGCGUCAAGAAGAUCCUGGGCCGGCCUGGCGUCACCAAGAGCGCGGGUGAGGAGACGCGCAGAAAGACGCUGUUACCCGAGAUGCAUCGUAAGAACAAGGUCGGAGGCAUUCUGGAUAAGCGAAUUGGCGAGAAUGACCCAACGAUGAGCUUGGAGGAUCGCAUGAUGGCGAGGUUCGAGCGCGAGCAGCAGCGCAAGAGGGGUGGAAACGUGUUCGAUCUUGAAGAUGGCGGAGAUGACGAGAUUAUGCUUACGCACGAUGGCCAGACUUUGAGAUUUGAUGAUGAGAUUGGAGAGGAGGACUAUGACGCUGCGAGCGUGGCUGGCUCGAGCGAUGACGAGGACGGAUUUUUAAAGAAGAAACGAAGAAGAGACGAUGUCGAUGGUGAAGAAGGUGAGGCUGCGCCUGAGGAGGAGCAGCCAGAAAGGAAGAAGAGUAAAGCGGAAGUCAUGAAAGAGGUCAUGGCAAAGUCCAAGCUACACAAGUACGAGCGUCAGGCACAAAAGGAGGAUGACGACGAGCUUCGAGAAAAGCUCGACAAGGACCUCAAUGAUGUCUUAGCUGCUCUUCGUGAGCACAUCAACAAGAAGCCAGAGGCCGAGAAACCAAAGGAUGACGGUGACAACACCUUCGGUAUCAAUGCUGAUCGCGCAGCACUGCUUGCAGGAAGUUCACAGUUGGAGAAGGACCGUGAGUACGACAAGCGAGUGCGCCAGCUGCUGCAAGACGAACGAGCGAAGCCUACCGAGCGGACCAAGACCGAGGAAGAGAAGGCCAAGGAAGAGGCUGAUCGUCUGAAAAAGUUGGAAGAGAAACGUAUGAAGCGUAUGCGAGGAGAGCCUACAAGCGACGACGAGGAGGAGCCUCGUAGGAAGGGCAAGGCCACUGUCGACGAGAGCGAAGAUGAAGAUGAUGACAGCGUCCCGGAUGAUGCUGCUGAGUUUGGUCUCCGAGCUGCCACUGUCCCUUCGAGUCGACCAGAGGGUGUCGAAGAUGAGGACGACUUCGAGAUGGACGAUGAUCUCAUUGCCACUGACUCGGAAGCAGACAUCUCGGACGAAGAGUCUGAUAACGCGUCUGCGGCUGAUGACACUAUGGCAAUGGAUGAUGAUGACGCAGACUUUUUGAAAAACGUCCUUCCUAAUCGUAAAGAGCAACCGAAAGCUGUAAAAGGCGUUCUGACACUUACUACGGAGCCUUCUUCGAAGCUGGCUUUCACAUACCCUUGCCCUAGAUCUCAUGAGGAGCUGUUGGAGGUGUUCAAAGGUGUCGCCCCCAACGAUACGUCUGUGGUCAUUCAGAGGAUACGCGCACUCUAUCAUGCGGGUCUACAUGCAGACAACAAGAACAAGCUUGCAGACUUUGCAUGUGCGCUGAUCGAUCAUGUCGUAUUUCUCUCGAAUGAGACACCUGCUGCUUCAUUGGCAGUGAUUGAGGCUAUCAUCCGUCACAUUCACUCCAUGUCACGUUCAUAUUCCGUCCAGAUUGCUACGAAGUUUUGCGAGCACCUCAAGGAGCUCCAAAACUCAAACGCUCCGACAGCAGGGGAUCUUGCUUUGCUCACAGCCAUCGGAUCCAUAUAUCCCACGUCUGAUCACUUCCAUCAAGUCGUCACACCCGCCAUCACACUCAUGGCGCGCUGGAUGGGUCUCACUACACCAGCGUCGACGAACGACGUCGCAACUGGCGCUUUCAUCGGGUCAAUUUGCUUACAAUACCAAACUCUCGCAAAGCGCUACAUCCCUGAGUUCAUCCGCUACACCAGCCUCUGCCUCACCUCGUCUCACGCAAACCCCACGCUCCUCACCGUCCACUCCAAGAACAUCCUCACAGCCGCCGACCUCUGGAGCGCCUCCCCCUCCUUCACCGAAAUCUUUACCCCCCUCCUCGCCCCCCUAAAAUCCGCCUCGCAAACCUCGACCCUCCAAACCCUCCACGCCCGCCUCUCCGUCGCCCGCUCCAAACGCCGGCCCCAACUCCUCCACCACCACCGCCCCCUCCCCAUCAAAUCCAGCAUCCCCAAGUUUGAGGAAUCCUUCGACCCCAACAAGCACUACGACCCCAACAAAGAGCGUAGCGAGGCCGUCCGCCUACAGAAGGAAUACAAGCGUGAGCGCAAGGGCGCGCUCCGCGAGCUCCGCAAAGACGCCAAUUUCAUCGCCAGAGAGACGCUUCGCGAGAAGAAGGAGAAGGAUGCGGCAUAUGAGCAGAAGUAUCGGCGGUUGGUGGCGGAGAUCCAGGGCGAGGAGGGCAGGGAGAAGAAUUUGUAUGAGAGGGAGAAGAAGAGGCGGAAGAGUUAG